Molecule: messenger RNA, 2007 nt
Organism: Clunio marinus
Lineage: Eukaryota; Metazoa; Arthropoda; Insecta; Diptera; Chironomidae
Source: the annotation of a GenBank genome assembly
AUGGCGACGUCUUUAAUGGAUCAAGAUUGUGGAUUAAGUUGCCAAAAAGAAGCUGAAUUCUCGUUCAAAUUUGUGAUAACUUCAUUAGGUCUAUGCGACAAAGACAAAGCUCGUGGAUUUGAUGAAAUUCUUCUUGCAAUAACUAUUGAUGGGACUGUUUUAAAAUUUGAAAAUUUCGAACAAGAUGAUGCUGGAGAGUUCCAAUUUAUGGGACGAUCAUUAACAUUUCUAAUCAGCCCUGAUAGCUUUUCUAAAAAACUAAAGAAAUGUCCAAUCAUGUUAAAUUUGUCUCGUGGAUGUAUUGAACUCGGAACAGUGAAGCUAACUCUCAGUGACUGUUUCGUUGACGCUGUAAAAUGUGAAGAAUUUUCAACGGAAACCAAAACAGAUGAACUCACAUUUUUCAAUGAGGAAGGUGAACAAAGUGCAGUAAUGGGUUUAAUCAUUCAACUUUCACGUAAUGAUAGUGGCGGGGGGUUAGAAAAAUUGAAAAAGAAAAUGAUGAAAGAGUUUGGCAGAAUGAAAAAGAAUGCUGAGGAAGUUGCCAGCAUCUCAAGUUCUAACAAGGAAGAUGAAAGUCUCAUUAGUGCAUUAUGUGACUCCAAUCCCAGCAACUCAUGUGAUGAACGUUCAACAAAGUCUCUAAAUUUCAAUGAUCGCAAUGAUUGUUCAUUCUCUGAAAUGUCAUUGAACAAAACUGAAUGUUUAUCGUUGGAAAACAAAGAAUUUGAUUGUCAAACAUUUCCCAAAAACAUAUGCGAGUCAAAAGCUACCGUACGUGUUUGUUCACAAUGUUUUGAAGAUCUUCGCUGUCUUCCAGACAAUGCUUCAUGUCCUUAUUGUGCUUGUAACAAACAACUCCCCAAAAAAAUUGUUUCAUGUAAAAGCGACACGGAGAAGUUUUGUGAAAAUCAAAAAGUUAAGGAACACAUUAAAUCUAUAUUGCAAGACAUCUUUCUAGACACAAAGGAACGUUUAAUUGAAGACUGGAAAAGUUUGAAGAAGACAAAGAAGACAAGGAAGAACAAGAAGACUUGUGAGAAAGAAAAUUUAAGAUUCCCCAACAUCAUUAAAUGUAAACCAAAAACGAAAUGUGUUGGACUUCGUAAGAAACAUCCUGGUGUUGUACUUGGUCAUUUGCAAUGUGCUGGUGGUGGUGAUUUAGUGCCCAAAAACAUGGGUUGGUUGUGGAAUAUUCCGAUUGAAGGCUUGCCGAGAAUGAGACGUGGAUGGCAACCAGGAGCGGUUAAAAAAUCUGUAGCAAGAAUUAUGAAAACUCAUUUGAAUAAAGUGACUGAAAAAGAGAUUGAUGUGAGUGAAGAUGAAAAACUUCCACCAACUCUACAUGUUAAGAAGAAAAAUGGUGAAUUUUUGAUCAUCAUGAAUCCCGAAUCUGAACAAGAAAUCAAAUCUCCGAUCGUUUUCAAACUAACAAAAACAGAUGAAGCUCAACGACGUUCAACAGCACGGAAAAUUUUGAAGUCUCAAUGGACGUGUGGUGCAUGUUGCUCAGAACCUUGCGAUUGUCAGAUUGUAAAGAUGAAGAAGCUUUCCAAAGAAUUUUGCUUAGAUAGAGAACUCACGAUGGAUGAUUUAGAUGAUUCAAGUAGCAGUGAAAUUGAUUUUGAAUUCACUUCUCCCAACAGUUUGUAUAAAAAUAUUUGCAAGAAGCAAAAACCUAAAGUUUCAUACGCUGAAACGCAAUAUGAAUGCCAAGAACUCAAAGAAAAGGAGUCAAAAUGUGUUCAAAAGGAACCAGAAAAAUGCGAUGAUGAUGACAGACCGAAAGUGAUGAAGCGAAAACAAGUUGUGAUUUAUGAGAAGCCGAAGAUAUGUUGUACCCCAUGUGUCCCAAGACAAUGCCAUCAACAUUGUUCGCAUUCCCAUGACUAUCGUUCCACAACUAACUACAAUCCAAUAUACGCUCAAUGUCCACCACCACCACCACGACCAGUUUGUCAUGAUCAAUGGUUCGUUGCCAACAUGGCGAAUCCUUAUUUUUCCUAA